This is a messenger RNA of Solanum dulcamara, 1151 nucleotides long. RefSeq lists its product as uncharacterized. The coding region runs from base 151 to 960 and encodes 269 amino acids. The record is from RefSeq and is a predicted model, not a curated record. The transcript has 2 exons. Gene Ontology annotation, biological process: lipid metabolic process. Lineage: Eukaryota; Viridiplantae; Streptophyta; Magnoliopsida; Solanales; Solanaceae. Gene Ontology annotation, molecular function: oxidoreductase activity, acting on the CH-CH group of donors.
GUGGCUCUUAAAAUUCUACUUUUUCAACUAGCCAAAUACACCAAAAAUCCAAUAAGAGAACUACAAAUAGCACAACUUUUUUUUAAAAAAAAAUUAUUAUUAUAUAUAUACACACAUUGUAAUUGGAUUACACUUUGAAGAAUUGGAAAAAUGGUGAUGUCUACAUUGUUGAAAUUUCUAUAUCCUCCACCACCAUCUUUGUUUAUUACUACAAUGUCUGUUAUAAGUUUUGUUUCAUUAGCAAAUUCUGGAUUUUCAGAAAUCAAAGGGAAGCAUAUGCAAUAUUCCAAAUUCUUUGGAACAAUAAAAAAUGAAAAUAAUGAGAAGGAGAAAAAGGCUAGAAUUGAGAGUAAAAAAGGGAUGCUUUUGUUAUAUGGCCCUGCAUUUCUUGGUGGUGUUUCCUCUUUUGCAAUUUUCCCAAAUGGAGAUUUAAGGUUUGCUUUGGUGUGUUCUGCUUUAACCAUACAUUUCUUCAAGAGAGUCUUAGAGGUUCUAUUUGUUCACAAAUACAGUGGUUCAAUGGAUGUUGAAGCUACCAUUGUAAUAUCAUGUAGUUAUUUCCUCUCCACAAUGAGCAUGAUUUAUUGUCAACACCUUACUCAAGGUUUGCCAGAGCCAUCUAUUGAUCUCAAGUAUUUUGGAUACAUAAUAUUUUUGGUUGGUAUAAUUGGCAACUUUUACCAUCAUAUUUUGCUCUCUAAGUUGAGAACAAAGGGUGAAAAAGAGUACAAAAUUCCUCAAGGUGGCCUAUUUGAUUUUGCAAUAUGUCCACAUUACCUCUUUGAGAUUCUUAUAUUUGUAGGAAUUUCUUGCACUUCUCAAACAUUAUAUGCAAUUUCAUUCACUUUGGGAACUACUCUUUACUUAAUGGGAAGGAGCAUUGCUACAAGAAGAUGGUACAAGUCCAAAUUUGAUGAUUUUCCAAAGGAUAUUAGGGCACUCAUUCCUUACAUAUUUUAGGCUACUUGCUGAGGGCCUUCAAUUUUUGUUUAUGUGCCUAUGUUGAACAAGUAUUAUAACAUUAUUUAUGUAGAUUAUUUAAAACAUGCUGAAUUUUAAUAAAAAUUAAACGAUUUUGUAAGGGGUAUAUAUUUAUACUCGUCUUCAAUAUAUUCUUGUUUUGAGUCAUCAUUGAAUCAUAAUAAAAUUGA